AUGGCGGUAUCCCCACGGGCGGCCAGGCGGCGCGGACGGCCGAUUCUGGCGCUGCUGCUGCUGCUGGUAUCGCCGCCCCUCGGCGGCCCGCUGGGCGCCUCCGCCUACUUCCCGGAGGAGCGCUGGACUCCGGAGUCCCCACUGCAGGCGCCGCGCGUGCUAAUCGCGCUGCUGGCGCGCAAUGCGGCCCCCGCCCUGCCCGCCACUCUGGGCGCCCUGGAGCGGCUGCGGCACCCGCGGGAGCGCACGGCGCUAUGGGUGGCCACAGACCACAAUGUGGACAACACGUCUGCCGUGCUGCGGGAGUGGCUGGUGGCUGUGAAGAGCCUGUACCACUCUGUGGAGUGGCGGCCGGCCGAGGAGCCCAGGUCCUACCCAGACGAGGAGGGCCCCAAACACUGGUCCGACUCACGCUAUGAGCACGUCAUGAAGUUGCGCCAGGCAGCCCUGAAGUCAGCAAGGGACAUGUGGGCUGACUACAUCCUGUUUGUGGAUGCAGAUAACCUCAUCCUCAACCCUGACACGCUGACCCUGCUCAUUGCUGAGAACAAGACAGUGGUGGCCCCCAUGUUGGACUCACGGGCCGCAUACUCCAACUUCUGGUGUGGCAUGACCUCCCAGGGCUACUACAAACGCACACCUGCCUACAUCCCCAUCCGCAAACGGGACCGCCGGGGCUGCUUCCCUGUGCCCAUGGUGCACUCGACCUUCCUGAUCGACCUGCGGAAGGCGGCCUCCAAGAACCUGGCCUUUUACCCGCCUCAUCCCGACUACACCUGGUCCUUCGAUGACAUCAUCGUCUUUGCCUUCUCCUGCAAGCAGGCAGAGGUACAGAUGUACGUCUGCAACAAGGAGGUGUAUGGAUUCCUGCCGGUGCCAUUGCGGGCACACAGCACGCUCCAGGACGAGGCCGAGAGCUUCAUGCACGUGCAGCUGGAGGUCAUGGUGAAGCACCCACCAGCUGAGCCAUCCCAGUUCAUCACCGUGCUGGACCAGACGCCAGACAAGAUGGGCUUUGAUGAGGUCUUCAUGAUCAACCUAAAACGGCGGCAGGACCGGCAUGAACGUAUGCUGAGGGCACUACGAGCACAGGGGAUUGCCUUCCGGCUGGUAGAGGCCAUAGAUGGCAAAGCCAUGAAUACCAGUCAGGUGGAGGCGCUGGGCAUCCAGAUGCUGCCAGGGUACCGAGACCCCUAUCAUGGGCGGCCCCUCACCAAGGGUGAGCUGGGCUGCUUCCUCAGCCAUUACUCCAUCUGGAAGGAGGUGGUGGAUCGUGGACUGCAGAAAUCACUGGUGUUUGAGGAUGAUCUGCGCUUUGAGAUCUUCUUCAAGAGACGCCUGGUGAACCUCAUGCGAGAUGUGGAGCAGGAAGGCCUGGACUGGGACCUUAUCUACGUGGGCCGGAAGCGGAUGCAGGUGGAGCAGCCUGAGAAGGCUGUGCCCCGUGUGAGAAACCUGGUGGAGGCCGACUACUCGUACUGGACGCUGGCCUAUGUGUUGUCCCUGCAAGGUGCCCAGAAGUUGCUGGCUGCCAAGCCACUUACCAAGAUGCUGCCUGUGGAUGAGUUUCUGCCUGUCAUGUUUGACAAGCACCCGGUGUCUGAGUACAAGGCCCACUUCUCCCCCCGCAACCUGCGUGCCUUCUCAGUGGAGCCGCUGCUCAUCUACCCCACACACUACACAGGGGAUGAUGGCUACGUGAGUGACACAGAGACCUCAGUUGUGUGGAACAAUGAGCAUGUCAAGACCGACUGGGACCGUGCCAAGUCCCAGAAGAUGCGGCAGCAGCAGGCUCUGAGCCGUGAGGCCAAGAACUCUGACGUGCUGCAGUCACCGCUGGACAGCGCAGCUCGUGACGAGCUCUGA
This is a messenger RNA of Orycteropus afer afer, 1866 nucleotides long. It is a transcript of the gene COLGALT1, whose product is annotated as collagen beta(1-O)galactosyltransferase 1. The coding region runs from base 1 to 1866 and encodes 621 amino acids. The transcript is spliced from 12 exons. The record is from RefSeq and is a predicted model, not a curated record. Gene Ontology annotation, molecular function: procollagen galactosyltransferase activity. NCBI's taxonomy places the organism in Eukaryota, Metazoa, Chordata, Mammalia, Tubulidentata, Orycteropodidae.